AUGCGCUGGCUGCACAACCAAGUAGAAAUUGCAAAGAACGAAGAGAAAAUCACCCAAGGUCACUCGUUUAUCCUUGAAGCGAAACUCAAUAAUAUCACCGUCCAACAAUCAGGUGAGCUGAUCUGUGUGACUGAGCACAACGAGGGAAUCACAGCGUUCAAUCAAUCAAUCCAGAUUGAGGUUAAAGAAGUAUCGGCUCCGUUACUACUCGAAAAAGAAGAAGAGAAGAUUCGGGUCAGAGCCGGCGAAGACCAUCGACUUGAAUGCAAAUUGAGCGGAAGCCCGACUCCAAGCGUCACUUGGUGGAAAGAUGGGAAACAAUUAACUGAGGGUGUUUUGCCUGAUAACUCUCUUGUGAUAAAGAAAAUGAAUACACAAGAUAGUGGAUUGUAUAAAUGUAUUGGAAAGAAUCGAGCUGGGGAGGCAAGUCGAGUCAUCUCCCUUGAGGUAAAAAGUGAGGGCACUGAAUGGAUUCUUCUUCUCUUUGCCGUUAUCGGAUUCUUUCUUGUGAUUUCCGUAUUCAUAUUCUUCGUUCUUUGGAUCAAACAAAGGAAACGAGCGGCCUAUCGAGAGAAUGCUUUGCACGUUUUAUAUGAUGAGCUGAUAAAAGGUGGCGGUGGUGGCGGUGAAGCGAUCACUCAAGAGAUGGAGGAAAUGCUAAUCCCACUUGAUCAGCGUGUUUACCAAAUUGCCUAUAAUCCCAAGCUCGAGUUGAGAGAUGAAAAUCUGGAGAUCACUGGAGCGAUGUAUUUAGGAACCAAUGGAAUGGAAUAUUUGAGUGGAAUUCCAUGCAUCCAUCGAGAUCUAGCAGCGCGAAAUGUUCUACUCACAGCGAAUAACAUCUGCCGAAUCGCUGAGUUUGAUGGCGCGAUAAAUCGGCAGCCUGAGUUUGCCCACGACGAUUUAUUUGAUUUAAUGCAACAGUGUUGGCAGUAUGCACCUGAAAAUCGGCCGCUUUUUACGGAGUGUGUUCAUCGACUGAAAGAUCAUCUCAAAAAAGCAUCACCCGAUUUCUGUGAAAAGAUGCAGGAAAAACUUUCGCUAGAAAUGAAACGACUAGCCUCAUAUGAUGAAUGGAGAGAAAGCAGUGUGAUUGAGCCAAUCGAUUUCAUCGAUACAUCCAAAAUCCCUUACACGUCACCACCACUUCCGCUCAAAAUAAGCAGAAAGGCCACGAUGUCU
Molecule: messenger RNA, 1182 nt
Organism: Mesorhabditis belari
Lineage: Eukaryota; Metazoa; Nematoda; Chromadorea; Rhabditida; Rhabditidae
Source: the annotation of a GenBank genome assembly